UGGCAGCAGCGAGGAGGUGAAUAUGGAUCUGUCCGGUGCCGUGGUUCUGUCCUUAGGCUGGCUGAUGCUGCAGUUCGCUGGUGGGGAACUGGAUUACAUCUCUCAGGGGCAGGGCAUGCAGCUGCAGGGCGACUACUCCAUCGCUGGACUCUUUCCUCUCCACGACACAGAUGGACCAGGUGCUGGUUUGCCUGCUGUGGGUCCAUGCGAUGAAGGUGCCCCCAACAAACAUGGAUUCCACCUACUGCAAGCCAUGAGAUUUGCUGUGGAAGAAAUUAACAACGGCAGCGGACCGCAGCCUCUUUUACCGGGGGUGAAGCUGGGCUACCAGAUGUACGACAUCUGCUCGGUAGCAGCCAGCAUCCUGGCCACGCUGGACCUGCUGGAGCAGCAGUAUCAGAGCCCCUCUACAUCUGAGACAGAGAGCAACACAAACUACAACUACAGUCAAAGGGCCGUGGCUGUGAUCGGGCCAGACAGCAGCAGCAAAUCUUUCACCCCAGCUGCUCUACUGGGAGCCUACCUUGUACCACAAAUCUCUUAUGAAGCAUCAAAUGAAAUGCUGAGCAAGAAGUACCUCUAUCCAGCCUUUCUCCGCACAAUUCCCAGUGACAAGAACCAGGUGGAGGCUAUGAUCCAGCUUCUGAUCCAUUUCAAGUGGACCUGGAUUGCUCUCUUAGGCAGCGACAACGCCUACGGCCUGACGGGCAUGCAGAGCCUGUACGAGCAAGCGCCGCACCACGGCAUCUGCAUCGCCUACCAAGGAGUCAUCCCCUCGUACACAAACGACACAAGCCAGACCAUGAGGAACCUGGUGGAAGGAAUACUGAAGACCAAAGUCAACACCAUUGUGGUGUUUUCCAGCAAGACAAUACUCAGCGGCUUCUUCCCGUUUGUCGUUAAGCAGAACAUGACGGGUAAGGUUUGGAUUGGGACGGAGGACUGGUCAGCAGCUACUCGCGUAUCAAGGAUACCUGGGAUCCACACCAUCGGCACUGUGCUCGGCGUAUCCAUCAAGUAUGCAGCCAUAUCUGGUUUUGAGGAGUUUGAGAGAAAGGUAGUUGAGGCUGCAAUGCAACACAGUGACACCCAGGAAGUCUCCAAUGUUACCACGAGUCCAGGCGAUGACUGUCUACAGAGCAUAGACCUGUACAGCCUCGCCAGGAACAAGUUUUCUCUGGAGAAAUAUGACAUCACCUCCUCCUUCAACGUGUAUAAGGCGGUGUAUGCCGUGGCUCAUGCUCUGCACCAAGCACUUGGUUGUGAUUCUGGAGAGUGUCAACGAAGGAGGGUGUAUCCGUGGGAGCUGCUCUCACUGAUUAAGGAGGUGCGAUUCUCUCUGGGCAACACCUCGGUGUACUUCGACAAGAACGGUGACCCGCCCACAGGAUACGACAUCGUUUCCUGGGUUUGGAGGGGAACCGACUGGUCACUCAGAGUGGUGGGCUCCUUCAGCCCAGAUCCCAUCACGCUCACAGUUGAUGCCGAUCGAAUCGAGUGGCACGACGCGGGAGAUUCAACACCAGUACGACCUAUUGGAGCAUCUGCGCCGCUGUCCAUCUGCUCUCCACCUUGCCCGCGAGGCCACAAGAAGCUGCAGACGGGGCAACACACAUGCUGCUUCGACUGCCAGGCCUGCCCCUCGGCUACAUUUCUCAAUAAAAGUGAAUCCACUUCAUGCCAGCCGUGUGAGCCGGAGCAGUGGGCCCCCCCGAGCAGCGAGCAGUGUCUGAACAGGACCGUCCUGCUGCUGGCCUGGGACGCCCCCCUCUCCAUCGCCCUGCUCUUCUUUCUGGCCACCUGUCUUCUCAUGACCUCCAGCUCCGCGGUAAUCCUGCUGCUCAACCUGAACACGCCCGUGGCCAAGUCUGCCGGAGGCCGCACCUGCCUCCUGAUGCUGGCAGCCCUGACUGCCGCUGCCAUGAGCUCUUUGUGCCAUUUUGGCCGUCCGUCUCCUCUGGCCUGCAUCCUCAAGCAGCCUCUAUUCAUGUUCAGCUUCACUGUGUGCCUGGCCUGCAUCACCGUGCACUCCCUCCAGGUCGUCUGCAUUUUUAAAUUUGCAUCCAAGCUGCCGCCAGCCUAUGACAAGUGGGCCAAAAAACACGGGCCGGAGUUUACCAUUUUCCUGGUGUCCGUCACCAUCUUGGUGAUUUCUGUGGUCCGUGUGGCCGUCAGCCCCCCCCAGCCGUCCCAAGAUCUGAACUUCUACAAGGACAGCAUUGUGUUGGAGUGCAGUAACACCCUCUCACCCGGUCCAGGCCUCGAGCUCGCUUACGUAUCGCUGCUCAGCUUCCUCUGCUUCUCUUUCAGCUACAUGGGCAAAGACCUGCCAGCCAACUACAACGAGGCCAAGUGUGUGACCUUCAGCCUGAUGGUGUACAUGAUCUCCUGGAUGAGCUUCUUCACCGUCUACCUCAUCAGCAGAGGCCCGUUCACCAUGGCAGUGCACGUCUUCGCCACGCUCUUCAGCGUCAUGGCCUUCCUCGGCGGCUACUUCCUGCCCAAAAUCUAUAUAAUUGCCCUGAGACCGCAAAUGAACACCACUGCCCAUUUCCAGAACUGUAUUCAAAUGUAUACCAUGAGCAAACAAUGAUGCUCACGUCCAUCCAUAUAUCUGCUGUAUCUAUGUAUCCAGAAUGUAGACAUUUUGUUUUGUUUUCAACAUAGUGGUGAUAUUUUCAUUUGCAGAUAAUCAUAAUUUACAAUGUGAUUAGAGAUAUAAAAGAUGUUAAUUCAUAUUUUAUUUUGCAUUGUUAUUUUUUAUUUAUAUAUAUAUAUAUUCUCCCUUUUAGGUAAAGGUUUUAGAUAAGUCUGCAGAGGGUUUCUACCUCACCUGCACAUG
Sebastes umbrosus (honeycomb rockfish) is the source of this 2842-nucleotide messenger RNA. Its product is annotated as taste receptor type 1 member 1. The transcript has 6 exons. The coding region runs from base 23 to 2593 and encodes 856 amino acids. Gene Ontology annotation, cellular component: membrane. Gene Ontology annotation, biological process: G protein-coupled receptor signaling pathway. Gene Ontology annotation, molecular function: G protein-coupled receptor activity. The record is from RefSeq and is a predicted model, not a curated record. NCBI's taxonomy places the organism in Eukaryota, Metazoa, Chordata, Actinopteri, Perciformes, Sebastidae.